UUCAACAGCCAGCAACAUGGUUCAGUGGACAGACUUUGAGCGCGGCACCAUUCAGAGCGUCUUCGAGAAGAUGGACUACGAUGACGUAGGGCCCGCGGCUCUUUCCAGGUGUCUGGUUGUGUACCCCUGGACCCAGAGGUAUUUCGGUAACUUUGGAAACCUGUACAACGCCGCUGCCAUCCAGGGAAACCCAAUGGUCGCCGCUCACGGAAAGACCGUCCUGCGCGGACUGGACCGGGCUGUCAAGAACAUGGAUGACAUCAAGGCCACCUACGCAGAGCUGAGCGUGCUGCACUCCGAGAAACUACACGUGGAUCCAGACAACUUCCGGCUGCUGGCUGACUGCCUUACUAUUGUUGUUGCUGCGAGAAUGGGUGCUGACUUCACCGCUGAUGUCCAGGGUGCUUUCCAGAAGUUCUUGGCCGUCGUGGUGAGCUCCCUGGGCAGACAGUACCACUAGAGCCCCUCCACUCAGAGACGGACGACCAUCAGAGGACCAACAAGCGCUGAUCAUUUGUUUUGAGGCACAUGUUGUUCCUUCUA
This is a messenger RNA of Salvelinus namaycush (lake trout), 543 nucleotides long. Its product is annotated as hemoglobin subunit beta-like. The record is from RefSeq and is a predicted model, not a curated record. The coding region runs from base 17 to 460 and encodes 147 amino acids. Gene Ontology annotation, biological process: hydrogen peroxide catabolic process; oxygen transport. NCBI's taxonomy places the organism in Eukaryota, Metazoa, Chordata, Actinopteri, Salmoniformes, Salmonidae. Gene Ontology annotation, cellular component: blood microparticle; hemoglobin complex; haptoglobin-hemoglobin complex. Gene Ontology annotation, molecular function: peroxidase activity; organic acid binding; oxygen carrier activity. The transcript has 3 exons.